CGCGUCGCGCUAUGCGAACGUCACUGAGCGUCACCGAGCACAUGUCAUCUGCCACAUCCGCUGACCGUCGCGGAUCGCGCUGCAGUCUAGCGCGUUUAUAAAGCGAUGUUCGCGUAAAGUGUUCACCUCGUGUUCACCGUAUCAGCACGAUGGAAAAUCACGAGGAAGACGAUUUGGAGGAACUGCGGUCCACGGUCUACACGUUCCCGCCGAGCGUGCAGAGUGUGAUCGAACAGGUUUUGCCUAGUAACGAUCCACUGGACCAACCAAAUUUUAACGUGGUGGAUUACAUAAAUUCCUUGUUCCCUACUGAACAGUCUCUGUCAAAUAUCGAUGAUGUAGUGAACGAAAUGGAACUUAAGAUACGUACUAUCGACAAGGAGAUUCGCUCGGUGGUGCGUGGUCAGACGAAUGUAGGUCAGGAUGGUAGAGCAGCGCUCGAGGAUGCGCAAAAGGUGAUCAGGCAACUGUUUGUCCACAUAAAAGACAUAAAGGACAAGGCGGAACAGUCGGAGGAAGUGGUCAAGGAGAUCACAAGGGAUAUCAAGCAGUUGGAUUUCGCCAAGCGGAACCUCACCACCUCGAUGACGGCAUUGAAUCAUUUGCACAUGCUCGUGGAGGGAGUAGAUACAUUGAAAGUAUUAACGCAAAAGAAGCAAUAUGGAGAAAUCGUGUUACCAUUGCAAGCGGUGAUGCAAGUGAUGCAACAUUUCAACAACUACAUGGACAUACCGCAAGUGAAGCAAUUAUCUGAUCAGGUGCGUCAGAUCCACGUCGAAUUGGCGCAGCAGAUCACCGCGGAUUUCAAGCAGGCGUUUUCAGGCCAGAAUUCAAAGCAUUUCAAUCACUUAACGGAGGGCUGCUCCGUAUUAUCAGUAUUAGAUCCCAAAGUGAAGAAAGAUCUGCUCGUCUGGUUUGUGAACAUCCAAUUGCAAGAGUACGCGCAUCUGUUCGAUGAAAACCAGGACUUUGCUUGGUUGGACAAGAUCGAUCGCAGAUACGCAUGGAUCAAGAAACAUCUGCUCGAUUUCGAGUCGAAGUUCGGUACGAUCUUUCCGCCCGAGUGGGAAGUCUCCGAGCGGAUAGCCGUGCAAUUUUGCCAUGUCACGCGCGAGGAUCUCGCGAAAUUAAUGAACAAAAGACGCAGCGAGAUAGAUGUCAAGUUGUUGCUUUACGCGAUCCAGAGGACCGGUAACUUCGAGUCGUUACUGGCGAAGCGUUUUAUUGGCAGUACUCUGGAGGCCGGCGAUGCUAAGAGCACGGCAGUCAGCAACGACGCGGCCGAGAAAACUCCGGGAAAUCCCUUCGAGGAAGAAAAUAAAAAGAGUGAAAAUGAAAAGCCGAGGCCGUCUCCGUUCGCGAAUCUCAUAGGACGGUGCUUCGAGCCGUAUCUGAACAUAUACAUCGAGAGCUUGGACCGCAACUUGGCGGAUUUGAUGAGCAAGUUCGUGUCCGACUCGAAAACGCAGCCGCCAGGUGCGAAGGAAUUCAACGGCAUCGAGGGCCCGAGCAGCGUCCUGAGCUCGUGCGCUGACCUGUUUGUAUUUUACAAGAAGUGCAUGCUGCAGUGCACGCAGCUCAGCACGGGCUUGAUCAUGCUGAGCCUCGCCGAGACCUUCCAGAAGUACCUGCGGGAGUACGCACUCAAGAUUUUGCAGAAUAACUUGCCAAAAAUCGUGAGUAGUGCGGGAAUCGGCACCAGCAUGAGCAACAUCACGCGCGACUUCCGCGAUCUGUCGACUUCAGGCUUCAUACAGAACUUUCAGAGCUUUCUCAAGGAGGGAGAGACUGCCAGAUUUAGCAAAGAGGAGCAAUCUCGCAUAUGCUGUAUCUUGACGACGGCGGAAUAUUGUUUAGAGACGACGCAGCAACUGGAGGAGAAGCUUCGUGAGAAAAUAGAUAAAUCCUACUCUGAGAAAAUUAAUUUAUCUCAAGAGCAAGAUAUCUUUCACAACGUAAUCUCGAACUGCAUUCAGCUGCUGGUUCAAGAUUUAGAAACAGCCUGCGACUCCGCGUUGACUACGAUGACCAAGGUGCAAUGGAGUUCUAUGGAAGUCGUGGGCGAUCAGAGUAAUUACGUUAACACCAUAAUAGGGCACCUUCGGCAAGCUAUACCCACCAUCCGAGAUAGAUUGUCUUCUUGUAGAAAAUAUUUCACCCAGCUUUGCCUCAAUUUCGCCAAUUCGUUCAUAAUAAAAUUGGUGCAACAAUUAUACAAGUGCAAGCCAUUAAAUGCUGUCGGCGCGGAACAGCUACUAUUGGAUGUGCAUAUGCUGAAAACGGCUUUGUUGGACCUGCCAUCGAUGGGUUAUCAAAUACAGAGGAAAGCUCCCGUAACAUAUACUAAGGUCGUGCUUAAAGAAAUGGCGAAAGCUGAAAUGAUAUUAAAGAUCGUAAUGUCUCCGAUCGAAUCUCCCAGUGAUUUCGUGAAACAAUGCAGAAUGCGUUUGCCCAAUCUGCAAUCCUCGGAAUUCCAAAAGAUCUUGGACAUGAAAGGAUUGAAGAAAACCGAGCAAGUUCCACUGCUCGAGCAAUUCAAGCAGUCUGAGAACGCGAGUACCGCUGCCAAGAGCCACGCGAUGCACGACAGUCCGGAACACGAAGCCGGGAGGAUCAAGAAGCUGGAGAAGCUCAUCAAGAAGAGAAUCUAAGAGCGUAUUGUUAAGUAUUGUAACGCUCGUUGCAAUUGUACAUAUAUUGAGUUAGCAGAUUUUAUUAUAUCUAGGAUAAUGAAGAUUCUUUAUACAAAAUGGAGAAGUGUCGGCGCGGGAUUACUUCAUCGGAUAAAUAUAGAUACACGUAUACAG
This is a messenger RNA of Ooceraea biroi (clonal raider ant), 2807 nucleotides long. RefSeq names its product vacuolar protein sorting 53 (gene Vps53). Lineage: Eukaryota; Metazoa; Arthropoda; Insecta; Hymenoptera; Formicidae. Gene Ontology annotation, cellular component: GARP complex. Gene Ontology annotation, biological process: retrograde transport, endosome to Golgi. The record is from RefSeq and is a predicted model, not a curated record.